Molecule: messenger RNA, 4403 nt
Organism: Hirundo rustica (Barn swallow)
Lineage: Eukaryota; Metazoa; Chordata; Aves; Passeriformes; Hirundinidae
Gene: ARHGAP1
Product: Rho GTPase activating protein 1
Biological process (GO): negative regulation of endocytic recycling; small GTPase-mediated signal transduction
Cellular component (GO): cytoplasm
Molecular function (GO): GTPase activator activity
Source: RefSeq, a predicted model, not a curated record
GGCGGGGCGCGGCGCGUUCCCCAAGCGCCGAGGCCGCGCUUCCGGCGGGCGGCGGUGACAGGCGGGCGGCGGCAGAGGCAGUCCCUGUUCUAGGCACUGCAAAAUAAACGGCGAUAUUUGGGGGCCAUGGCUACAGACCCACUCUCGGAGCUUCAGGAUGACCUGAACUUGGAUGAUACCAACCAGUCCCUCAGCCAGCUCAAACUGGCCUCCAUAGAUGAUAAGAACUGGCCAGCAGAUGAAGUCCCUGCUUUUUCCAAGUCAGACGACUCCAAAGGCUCCCCUGAGCCUGUCACUCACCUGCAGUGGGAUGAUCCCUACUAUGAUAUCGCCAGGCACCACAUUGUGGAAGUAGCAGGUGAUGACAAAUAUGGAAGAAAAGUGAUUUUGUUCAGUGCCUGCCGGAUGCCCCCAAGUCAUCAACUAGAUCACGUGAAACUGCUGGGGUACCUGAAAUUCACACUGGACCAGUAUGUGGAGAGUGAUUACACGCUGGUGUACCUGCACCAUGGCCUGACCAGUGAGAACAAGCCAUCCCUGAGCUGGUUGCGGGACGCCUACAGGGAAUUCGAUCGCAAGUACAAGAAGAACAUCAAAGCCUUGUAUAUUGUGCACCCAACCAUGUUUAUCAAGACCCUACUGAUACUCUUCAAGCCUCUGAUCAGCUUUAAAUUUGGACGAAAGAUUUUUUAUGUGAACUACCUUAGUGAGCUGGAGGAGUAUGUGAAGCUGGAACAGUUGGGGAUCCCAAGCCAAGUGCUGAAGUAUGAUGAAUACCUGAGAUCUCUGCAGAAGCCUUUGCAAGUGCCCCAGAAGCCAACACCCCCACGCCCACCGCUGCCAAACCAGCACUUUGGAGUCUCCCUACAGCAUCUCAGGGAGAAGGACCCUCGUCGAUUUCCUGUUCCUCCUGGUGGUCAGAGACACCAUUAUCACUUGCUGAUGUAUGCUCUUAAUACAGAGGGGGAUUUUCCGGAGCAGCAAAAUACACAGGUUGUCAGAGAGGUCCAGCAAAAAUACAAUAUGGGUGUGCCUGUAGAUUUCGAGGAAUAUGAAGACGUCCACCUCCCUGCUGUGAUUCUCAAGACCUUCUUGAGGGAGCUACCUGAGCCCCUCCUCACUUUUGGCCUCUACAGCCAUGUUGUCAGCUUUCAGAGUGUGGAGGAGGUGAAACGUGUGGAUGUUGUUCGCAAAACGCUCCAGGAUUUGCCAGAAGAAAACUACCAAGUGCUCCGUUUGCUGACAGCCUUUCUGGUGGAGGUCUCUGCUCACAGUGACAGAAACAAGAUGACAAACACCAACCUGGCGGUCGUGUUUGGCCCAAAUCUGCUCUGGGCCAAAGAUGUGGCCAUCACUCUAAAAGCCAUCAAUCCCAUCAAUACCUUUACCAAAUUCCUGCUGGACCACCAGAAGGAGCUGUUUGAGGUUGCAGAGGCCUGAAUCCAGGCCAGCCUACACCUGCACACUGUGCCCACCUUCCCCCUUCUUUGUCUUGGAGAUGUGACCAAGCUGUCUCCAGCACAAAGGGACCAUUGAUCUUCUGGGUGAUGAGCAGAGUGAGGGCUGUGGAGAUGAUGGUGAAAGUGUGCAAAUAAGUGAGCAGGAGACUGGCAGCUCUGGAUGGGCAGGGGAGCUGGUCUCCCAGCUGCUGCAGCUGCUGCGAGUCCUGACCCACCUGCGCAGCUCCUCCAGGGCUCAUCACCAGUCUUCUGCCCUAGCAGAUGACCUGCCUUCCUUUCCUCCUUCCCUUAUGUGCAGUUUUUCUGCCCUCCUGGUCCCUUCCUCAGCACAGAUCUUUUCGUUCAAGCUGGCAAUAGCCCCAGCUCACCCCUCCUCGCCUCAGCUGGGCUAUCUGGGCUAGGGUGGGCUUGCUGGGUUUUGUGAUGGAGACGUUCUUACUGUGAGUGCCAUUUUUCAGCACUGAACAUGCAUCCUGCCUUUCCCCAGGGGCACCUAAAGCAGGGAAGGGGGCAGCAGCCCUUGUGCUUCAGGCAGCAGCAUGUCCUGCACUUGCAAACAGCGCUCUAGACCCCCUGCUUUGGCAGGCAGGUGGACAGGCUCCGGGCAGUGGGCCGUGUUACCUGUCAGACUCCAGGACAGUGAAGGGGAGUUCAGCCCAAAGCCCAGCCCCUCUGGGGUCCCCACUCCAGGUACUAUUGUGUGUUUGCUGGACUGUAGUGGGUCACUUGCCUCCCGUAGUUAUCCAGCUCAGGUGUGUUUGUCCCUCCAGCAUUACUUCCAGCCUGGCUGGGAAGGUUCUUGCCAGGCCUGGCUGUGCAUGCGGCCCAGUUGUGACCCUUUGACAGCUGGUGAGCCUGAAUGGCACGAGCAAGUGCCCUGGUGGCACUGAGAUGCUGAACACCAUGAGGAUCACCAUCUGUCCUGGCAGCAGCACAAGGCCUCCUCUUUUGGCAUAUGUAUCUGUGCUGACUGUCACAGACUGCCUUGACUAGUUAGUUGUCUUUUUGAGCACAAUUUUUCCCCAGCACAGUGUAACAGAGAGCAUGGCCUUGAGGGAAGGUCUGGGGACUGGGGCUAACCCUCACCGUGGAGUGCACCAGGCCUGGAUUACAAAUUUCUGCCCAGGCGCUGAGCACUCACGUGCCAAAGCUGUGAGGGAGCAGCUAUUCCAUUCCAAGGGCCUUUGCUGUGUCUCCUCCUGUGUUCGUACCUUCCACCCUGCCAUCUGGUCAGAUGCAUCCUGUAUGCCCUGGGCACGGCUGCAGAGACGGUGUUCUCUGCAAGGCAGGCUCAGAGUGGGGUGGUCCUGGCCUUCCCUGUUUGGCCAGGAUAUGAAUUGUUUAAUUCUGAACAGUUCACAGUAGUAACUAAGUAAAUGUUUUGGAGAGAAAUAAUCUGCUCCUAAUUCAUCUGUGCUCUCUUCUAGAGUGAGUUAGCAGGGUUGAUGUGCUGUGGAGGGGUAAUCUGGAAUGGACUAGUGUGGAGAGAGGUGUACUUGCCCCAGUGUUUAGGGGCAAGUCUGUGGAGGCUGAGGGAGCUCAGUGCAGCCCCUCUUUCCCUGCGGGCGUCCUGCUUGUAGGGGGAGAAGGAGACUUGGUGCUCUGACUGUAUCUGCAGCUGACACUGGCUUCACCUUCAUCUCCCUAGAGGAAAGAAAGGCAAGCCCUGCUAACUUUUCUGGGACAAACCCCCAAGCUUGACAACCUGGAAUCCAAGUGCCUGCGUGCAUGAGGCCUGGUCCUGUGCACUCUCUGAGGAAGGUGGCAUGUUCUAGCCUUGCAGAGCAGCAAAGACUGUUCCCUGCCCAGUAGCCAGAGGAGCAGUGCUGGAGUAGCUCCUGUCCAGGGGAAAAGUGGGGAAUACUGCAAGUGUCUGAGUUCUGGCUGGAGUUUGGUGGAUCAUUUUAGAGUUUUUUUUGAUUUAGGUUUUUUUGGUUUGUUUCAUUUUUUUAGUGAAUUCUUGAAAUGAUGUUUCCUUUUUAGCAAAAUAGAGGCUGGUUCAUCCCCUGCAGGCAGGGAUAAAGCUGCUCCAGUUCAGUGCCUGCAGAGAGCAGAUUCAGAGAGUGUUCAGGGAACUGCUACUGCUCAUGGGUGGGAAAGUGCUUGCAAAUCCUGGAAGGGACCCGCUGUAAAUAUCCUCUUUCCUCUGCUGCUCCUUGUGCUGGAGCUGCUGAGGGCCCUGGAACAGGCACGGUAACCAGGGUUGCUUUUGCAGUCUGUUCUCCUGAAUGCCUUGUAUUGAAAUAUUCCUCCUGUGAUCUGAGCAAGGAACUGGCCCAGGCCUGCCUGCAGCCUGUGUCAGGUGGGGGCUCAGCAGAGCCUGCACCUGCCAAGGCCAGGGGCUUCAAUUCCCUCCUCACAUGGGCAGGGGGCUGCCUGGGCUGGGUUUGCCUGCCUCGUUAUAGGUCGGGGGCAGUAUACAAUUACAGUGCUGGUCUGUGUCGGUUUUCUCCUUGCUACAGAGCUGCCCAAGGGUCUCUUCCCUGGCUUACCUUUCAAGUUAGCUAUUAGCCAUUUCUUCUUGAGGGGGUACCUGUUCUGCAUCAACCUCCUGCUUUUAGCACCUAGAACGUUCCCCUCUGCCAAGCCUUCUUCUGUCUUAAUGGCCUCUGAUCAUUCCCUGGCCCGACCUGUGAACUGACACCGGAGCUUUUGGGUGGUGCAGGGGGUCUGGGGACAUCGAGAUGCCUUCUGUGGUAACAUGAGAGAGCUGAGGGCCAGUUUGGUCCCAGUUUCCUUUUUUAUGCACAGGGGCUCCUGUGCAAAAAUUUCAGCUUUGCUUUUGUUGCUGACAUUCCCUGCCUUCUUCUUUGUUGAUGUUCAUCAGGUGCAGGCCUGGGUUUUCACGGUUCACACUGUUUAUUUUCUUUUAAUCUGCACCAAUCUUGUAUUUCACAGUUUGCACUUUUUGUAUUUCAAUAAAAAUCAAAAUGUAAUCUCAAA